GGGCUUGUCACGCUGAAAGGCGCAGUACAAAUCCUGAACCCCUGUCAUCCAAUCAGCGUUUAUUUUCUGGCCACAGAGGCUAGUAGGAGAUAUUUGGAAGAUGGCGACUGCGGAACCGGAAACCAUUUCAGAUCCUUCAAAGUCUGAGGAAGACAAGACUGAAGUUACUGGUCAAGAAGUUGUAAAUCCUGAAGAUUACAUCAAGCAUCCUCUGCAGAACAGAUGGUCCCUGUGGUUCUUCAAAAAUGACAAGAGCAAAACAUGGCAAGCCAACCUGCGUCUCAUCUCAAAGUUUGACACAGUGGAAGAUUUCUGGGCGCUUUAUAAUCACAUUCAGCUGUCAAGUAACCUGAUGUCUGGCUGUGACUACUCCCUCUUCAAGGACGGGAUUGAGCCCAUGUGGGAGGACGAGAGGAACAAGCGUGGCGGCCGCUGGCUCAUCACCCUCUCCAAGCAGCAGCGACGCCAAGACCUGGACCGCUUCUGGCUUGAGACGCUUCUGUGCCUGGUGGGCGAGGCCUUUGAUGACCACAGCGAUGAGGUGUGUGGAGCCGUGGUCAACAUCAGGACAAAAGGCGACAAGAUCGCUAUCUGGACAUCGGACUACGAGAACAAGGACGCGAUCACACACAUAGGGAGGGUAUAUAAGGAGCGUCUGGGGGUGCCUCCCAAGGUCAUCAUUGGCUACCAGUCCCACGCAGACACGGCCACUAAGAGCGGCUCCACCACCAAGAACAAGUUUGUGGUCUGAUGUCUGAUGGUGAGGUGGCUAAAGCUGCCGUGUCUUUGGGGCUUUUGGAUCUUUUUUCACCUUCAGUCAAAUGGAGUGGAUAUAGUGCCUGAGAAAGUAUGCGUGUGUAUGUGUGGCUGAAUAUGGGUCCGCAUUAGUGUGACUGUGUGUUUGGAUGAGUGUGUACACACAGGUGCAGUGUCUGUGUGUCACAGUUACAUUGCCAUAGUGUUCAAACACAAACUGAAAUGUUGAUUAUUUUUUUACACAGCCCAGAAGUUUAAACCAAAGGCAAACAAUGGCAAAAACUGGUAAAAAAAUAAAUAAUCAUAAAGAUAAUGUUAAUAAAUAAGAAAUAAUAAUAGUAAUGUUGAGUCCCACAAACCAGCAUUUCACUUGAAGUGGAUUAAUAGAGUAAUUGAAGAGACAAAUUAGUUGUGUGUCAGUAAGGAAAGGAGGAAAAGUGUUACAUCAGCAUUAGUCUCCGUAUGAAUCGCUUUAUAAAGAGUCUUAAAAACAUGGAUAAAAGUCCUUAAUGCUCAGUAAAGGAUCAUUUACAUCUGUUUUUAUUUUUUAAGGUUCUCUUUUUUUUUCUUAAGAAAAUAAUGUGUGCAUAUGAUGUAAACUGUGUAGGCUAUCUUUACACUUCCCUAACAUCAGCAUUGCUCAGCAUUGAUGAGUUACCUGGAUUCAUCAGUUACAAAUAACAAUCCAAUGCCACAUCUUCCAAAUGACCUGGGUUUUUUUUUCUUCAAUUUAACCAGGUGAUUGCCUUGUUUAAUGUUCACCUGGUUGAAUUGGAACGAUCAAAAUCAAUCAUUUGGUUGCCCAUUAACAUUGCUCUAUUUGUUUGGGAGACUGAAGUGUGUUUCUGCUGACUCAACGUCAGUAUCAUCAUGCUUCAGUAUUGACUUUAGCUGGGAGGAUUCACUAUCUGAGCGCCAUCUUUAUUUCAAUGCCUUUUUAUUUGGAAUCCUGAUCUUUUUGAUCGCAACUCCUUGUUUUCUUUUUAUUUAGCUGGUCAGCCUAUGACUGGCUUUCCCCUUGGUUUUACUUUUUUUAGGGAAGAUAUCUUUCCUUCCCAACUCUCUUAAGUUUUAAGACUUUUCUUUGUCUGCAGUAGCACAGUAACACACUAUCAGCAUUUCAUGUCUGGAUGGUCUUUUUGGCUGCCUUAAACCUGUAUAUUUUAUAUAAUUGUGUGUGUAUAUAUAUUUUUUUCUUUUUGAUGCAUUUGUUGGGUUUAGUUUAGUGUUUACAUUCCCAGCUAAAGAUGCUGAGUUAUGUUACAGCAUUGUGUGUGUAUGUGUGUACGUGUGUGUACAUAUGUACGUGCGCGUGAGGCCGUGCGUGCGUGUGUUCGUGUGAGUGUUUGGAGAAACCUAUUGAGUUGGGCAUGGAAAUGUUCUGAUAAAACACUCCUUUGCCCAGCUCCUGCUGACAUGUACAGAACAGUGAAUGUAAAUAAACCUGUACAGAGCUA
Molecule: messenger RNA, 2213 nt
Organism: Engraulis encrasicolus (European anchovy)
Lineage: Eukaryota; Metazoa; Chordata; Actinopteri; Clupeiformes; Engraulidae
Gene: eif4ea
Product: eukaryotic translation initiation factor 4ea
Exons: 7
Coding region: 101-751 (216 amino acids)
Biological process (GO): translational initiation
Cellular component (GO): cytoplasm; eukaryotic translation initiation factor 4F complex
Molecular function (GO): translation initiation factor activity; RNA 7-methylguanosine cap binding
Source: RefSeq, a predicted model, not a curated record